Messenger RNA from Xyrauchen texanus (razorback sucker), 2241 nucleotides. RefSeq names its product ras-related protein Rab-14. The coding region runs from base 104 to 751 and encodes 215 amino acids. Gene Ontology annotation, molecular function: GTPase activity; GTP binding. The transcript is spliced from 8 exons. Gene Ontology annotation, biological process: endocytic recycling; defense response to bacterium; phagosome maturation. The record is from RefSeq and is a predicted model, not a curated record. Gene Ontology annotation, cellular component: recycling endosome; Golgi apparatus; phagocytic vesicle. Lineage: Eukaryota; Metazoa; Chordata; Actinopteri; Cypriniformes; Catostomidae.
GAAUUGUUUCAGUCUUUGUGCCGCCGCCAUCUUGAUCAGAAUCGGUUUCAUCAUCAUCUGACCACACUGAUUUCCAUUGAACACACACGAGUACAGAGCGACGAUGGCCACUGCACCCUACAACUACUCCUACAUCUUCAAAUACAUCAUCAUCGGUGAUAUGGGUGUAGGGAAGUCCUGUUUGCUUCAUCAGUUCACAGAAAAGAAGUUCAUGGCGGACUGCCCACACACGAUUGGCGUGGAGUUUGGCACUAGAAUAAUCGAGGUGAGCGGACAGAAGGUCAAGUUGCAGAUCUGGGACACGGCGGGACAGGAGCGAUUCAGAGCGGUCACACGCAGCUACUACAGAGGAGCCGCAGGAGCGCUGAUGGUGUAUGACAUCACCAGGAGAAGCACAUACAAUCACCUGAGCAGCUGGCUGACCGACGCCAGGAACCUCACCAACCCCAAUACUGUGAUCAUACUGAUAGGAAACAAAGCAGAUCUUGAAGCACAGCGAGACGUGACGUAUGAAGAAGCAAAACAGUUUGCUGAAGAGAACGGUCUGUUGUUCCUGGAGGCCAGCGCAAAAACAGGUGAGAACGUAGAGGACGCGUUUCUGGAAGCAGCAAAGAAGAUCUACCAGAACAUACAGGAUGGCAGUUUGGAUCUGAACGCGGCUGAAUCGGGCGUGCAGCACAAACCAUCAGCGCCGCAGGGUGGGCGGCUCACCAGUGAACCACAGCCGCAGAGAGAGGGGUGUGGUUGUUAAUGACCAACAUCCUCCACCUGCCCACAAAACCAUCCGGCCUCCUCUACAGAACCUUCAUCACUCUCAAACGCCCACAGUCACCCGUCUCCGAGGCCACUUGGGUGUGGGCCACAGAUGGGAGGGGUCACGGGUCAGGCAGGGAAACUCCUCUUCAUCUGUCCAUGUUCAUUUCUCAUUCUCCUGGUCAUUUUCUUAAUUUCCCAUCAUCAUUAACCGCCACUCAUUGACUCAUCACGCAACAGGAAUCUGUGAGACUGCUGACAACCACACAGGUUAUUUUUUAUUGGUUCAUUUUAUAUCUCAAUAACGUAACAUUUGUUCUUCUGUAAAACUGAGAAAUGAGACUUGUACAGGAAGAAGCAGAAAGUGGCUGACAAUAAUCAGAAAUGAUAUUGCUGCUGCUGCAUGAGUUUGAUAGCGGCUGCUCGGCACAGGUGAUGCGAUUAUGUUUUCAUCACACAUUUUAUAAUCAUUUUGAGACUAACUUCAUUCCAUAGUAGUGCGAUCAGCCGUGCUGCAGAUGACUGAAGCUCAGAGAACAUUUAAAGGCCUUCAGGGCUCAAAAUAAUGUGUUUAUGAAAUCUGUGCCGAUUCCAAUGAUUUCGAUCGCAGAUUAACAGCAGCAUUCUCUCAUUGGGGUGAAGACGCAAACACGGGUGUAUGUAAAGUUGGUUUGUGUUGGACACAUUUCUGAAUCAAAGACACUUUAAGAAAAGAUGUUUCCUGCUUUUUAUAAAUGAUACUUUUGACUCUUAUUUUAUUCUUAUGCUUUGAUCAAAUCAAUAGAUGUUUGUUUGUCCUUAACAUUAUUUUAUUUUAAUGUUGCCUUAUUAUAAUUCAUGUUAAUAUUAUUACUAUCAUGGUUUAAUAUGUUACUGUGCUAGCUCAACAUACAGUUUUGACUCGAGUGGUUUUACAACACUGCUACUUUUAUUGUUCAGAUCAUGUGACAGAAACAGCUCCAGUUGUAUAGGCUGUACUUUCUCCAAAAUGGUGAGUAUUUGGGGGACUUUUAAUUCAGUUUAUGUACCACAUGACAUCAAAUCUAAUUGAGCUGCUGUAUAUAGGGCUAUAUCUGUUGAUGAUGAUGCUGAAACCGCACUGACUCUUCGCUCGGACCGAUGAUGUGAUAUUCUGUGAGAUGCCACUCUUGUUUGGGAAAAGCUGUAACGUGUUUCCAAGUAUCAAUAUUACAGUAUGUACCUCACAAACUCUCUGAGGUGCACUUUUCCUCAGCUAAAGAGACUUUUGGCAUAUGUUAGAAUUCUUCCACAGAAUGUUUUAUCAUCUUAUGAUCAUUUGAGGAUCUUGGUGGAUUAGCCUCUUGAACUGUCUCGGCAUCUCUUUACUAUCUGAAUGAGUAAAAACAGUACAUAUGUAUAACAUUUGAAGGAGCUGUACUAACAUUUAAAGUCUGUUAUUCUGUGUAUAUGAUUAAAAAAUGUUGACAUUUUGAUUUUAAUUAUGACAAUAAAAACGCUGCAGACAGA